CUCUAAGCCUCAGUUUCGAUUCUAUAAUCAGCGAACGAGAUGCACGGAAGCACCAAACUGGCAUUGACCUUGGCCUUCGUGCUAACUUACUUGGGAUGCACCCAAGCCCAAGGCCAGGGUGACCUCUUCCGGUGCAAUGUGAUGUACAAAUGCUCGGAUGAGAAGGAGUUGGUUUGGGCCAUGGCCGACGAACGUUGCCACGUGUUUCACAACAGGUGUCUGCUGAAGGUGGAGCAGUGUGCCCGAAAAAAUAGUGAUAAAUCGGAGCUGGUCGAAACCACCCGGGAAAUCUGUCAACCACAUUGCACCAAGGUCUGUGCGGAUGUCUAUGAUCCCGUGUGUGCGCAAAUCUUCCAGGAGGAGUAUAUUACCUUCAGCAAUGAAUGCGAAAUGCGAAACAAUAUUUGCACUAACGAAAGGCCGUACUCCUACUUUGCGAUUGGUGAAUGCGUUGAGCGACCUGUUGGUUAAGGACUUUAAAAGUCCCACUUAUUGAAUUAUUAUUUAUCGUGACUGUAAAAUAAUAAACUGAGAAAAAACAGUUUUUAAAAUAAAUUAAGGAAAGUUCUGACUUUAAAA
Drosophila suzukii is the source of this 579-nucleotide messenger RNA. RefSeq lists its product as uncharacterized. The record is from RefSeq and is a predicted model, not a curated record. Gene Ontology annotation, molecular function: protein binding. Lineage: Eukaryota; Metazoa; Arthropoda; Insecta; Diptera; Drosophilidae.